Podarcis muralis (Common wall lizard) is the source of this 2323-nucleotide messenger RNA. RefSeq lists its product as uncharacterized. Gene Ontology annotation, molecular function: DNA-binding transcription activator activity, RNA polymerase II-specific; RNA polymerase II cis-regulatory region sequence-specific DNA binding. The record is from RefSeq and is a predicted model, not a curated record. Gene Ontology annotation, cellular component: nucleus. Gene Ontology annotation, biological process: regulation of transcription by RNA polymerase II. Lineage: Eukaryota; Metazoa; Chordata; Lepidosauria; Squamata; Lacertidae.
AGAGAGAGGGGGAGAGAGAGGACGUGGGAGGACUGCCAAGCAUUGAGCUGGGAGAAAACAAAGGGAGCCCACGCUGGAGGUGCCUCUGGGGCCGGAGGAUCUGUCAAUCUGCGCCAAAGUCUGCUCCCCAAGUUUUGGUUGCUGAGCCAAGUGGGGGAGUCAGGAGCCUCCUUCAGCGACAGGCCAGCUUCGCACCUCUGCCCGGACCCAGCCCUCAGAGGGACCCAGCAUCAUGGCGGAAGACAUCGUGAUUCAGGACAUGGUGACGUUUGAGGACGUUGCCGUCUCGUUCUCCCCCGAAGAAUGGGAGAUGAUGGAGGACUGGCAGAGGGAGCUGCACUGGGAGGUGAUGAUGGAAAACUACAGAAUGCUCAUCUCUCUGGGAAACGACCUCUACCUCCUUUCCUCGAGCGGAAUGUUCUGGAACACGUCGGACGAAGAAAAUGUCCCCGCCGAGCCGCAGAGAGGUCCCGCGAUGGGGUCGCCGGAGACUUCGCCCCUCCGUAUCCUCGAGGGCCAAACGGAGAUGGAGGAAGCCUUCGUGCCGGAGCAGCAACCUUUGCCGAGAGGCGCCAGCCCUGCAGGGAGCCCGUAUCCCUGCCCGCUGUGUGAGCAGUGCUUCCGGGGCAGGAAGGAACUCGACCGGCACCAGAGGAGCAUCCACCUGGGGGACAAACCCCACGGGUGCGAGGAGUGCGGGAAAGCCUUCCGAGACAAGAGCGACCUUCGCGUCCAUCAGAGAAUCCACACGGGGGAGAAGCCCUUCCCCUGCGAGGUCUGCGGCAAAUCCUUCCGGGAGAAGAGCAAGCUCAUCGUGCACCAGCGGAUCCACACGGGGGAGAAGCGCUGCGUUUGCCAGGAGUGCGGGAAAUCUUUCCGGGACAAGCAUUACCUUCGGGAUCAUCAGAGAAUCCACGCGGGCGAGAGGCCCUACCACUGCGAGGACUGCGGCAGGAGCUUCCGGACCCGGAGCCAUUUCACCCUGCACCAGAGGAUCCACACGGGGGUCAAGCCCUACGUCUGCAACGAGUGCGGGAAGACCUUCGUCCAGAAGAGCAACCUCGUCAGCCAUCAGAGAAUCCACACCGGAGAGAAGCCCUUCCCUUGCGAGGAAUGCGGGAAGAUGUUCCGGGACCGGAAAACCCUCCGGUACCACCGGAGGAUUCACAUGGGGGAGAAACCCUACCCGUGCCAGGAGUGCGGGAAGACCUUCCGGGACAAGAGCAGCCUGACGGUCCAUCAGAACAUCCACUCCGGGGAGAAGCCCUUCAUCUGCUGGGAAUGUGGGCGGAGCUUCCGGGAGAAGAUGUACCUGAAGGAUCAUCAGAGAAUCCACACCGGGGAAAAGCCCUUCUCUUGCCAGGAGUGUGGGAAGACGUUCAGAGCCAAGAGGACCCUCACGUACCACGAGAGGAUCCACACGGGGGAGAAGCCCUUCCCCUGCCUGGAGUGCGGCAAGACCUUCCGGGGCAAGAGCAGCCUGACGGUCCACCAGAGGAUCCACUCGGGAGAGAAGCCGUUCAUGUGCUGGGUCUGCGGGAGGAGCUUCCGGGAGAAGAUGUACCUCCGGGAGCACCAGAAAAUACACCUCGAGGAGAAGCCCUACCCCUGCGGGGACUGCGAGAAGAGCUUCGUCCACAAGAACCACCUCAUCCGCCACCAGAAAUUCCACGUGGCCUUCUCCAUCCAGUGAAGGUGGACAGUGCCGUAAGGACAACGCCAGAGGACCCUCGCACGACGGGGGCCGGCCUUUUUGGCCCAGCAAAUGCAACCGCACGGAGGGCUCCCUCGAUUUGCCCCGCUGCGUGUUCUGGGUUCGGAUUCUGUAUAAAGCAGGUGGCAGGGAGUAGCGUUAGGAAUUAGGAAGAGUCCCGAGACCCGGAGGGGCGAUUUGAGCUGCUAAAUACCGCGCCCCGUAAGCGACGGGGCCCCUUCCUCCGUUUCUGCAGCAACCGUUUUGCCUUGGGAAGCAGUUGCAUUUAUCCUACUGUAGUUGUGUCGAGAGUUUUUGUGUGUGUGGGAGGCAGGACUGUGCAUGGGAUUUGCCAAAUGAAUAGUUAAUUGUCGGUUUCGUUUCCCCCUUAUUGUAAAUGGCCUUGUGGGUUUUUGUUGGCUGAAAGAGGGCCUGUAGAUUUGGGGCGGGGGGGAUAAACGUAUAUCAAGAUGUGUCCGGGAGCCGCAAUAAAUCUAUACACUUUGCUGUAUGAAUUGCUCUCAUCCCCUUUCCCCUAAAUGUACUCAGUGUGACAUGACGAAAUCUGUUCUUUCACAUGCCCUGAACCUGCUCCAAAUAAAUUCCGUUGGGUGGCUCCAAGUUCUACUA